UCUCCGGUCCCUUAAUUGUACUAUUUAAGCCUCGCUGAGUACUUUGUUUACGGUCCCUAGUGCCGGGCUGCGUCUCCCUCUGGCUUGCAGGGCUGGCAGCUGUCUCAGUCUCAUUCUGGCGGAGAAAGAGGAAAUCCCUGCUUGACCUGUCAUUUUCCUGAUCCCACCGCUAUGACAGGCUCUUUCUUUCUCAGAAGUUAAAGGAAGACACGCAACUCUGACUGAUUCUUCCCUCUAACGUCAGAGGUUUCCCUGGGAAUGGGCAGCCUCUCCUCAAGAGUUUCCACCCUGGUGAGAUCCUCGAGCUCUAGGCUGUGAACCCAGCUAGGAAAACCACUGUAAACAUGACUGAAGAGCCUGCCAAAGAGAGCCCGGGAGCCCCGAAAUCCGUCACACCAGUGCCAAUGGAGAAAACCCCCCAAAACGAAGUGGUGGUCACCACAGUUCCUCUGGUCAGCGAGGGUCAGCUGAUGGCUGCAACAGGGGGCGCAGAGCUCUCCUGCUAUCGCUGCGUCAUCCCCUUCGCCGUGGUGGUCUUCAUCACUGGGAUAGUGGUCACCGCGGUGGCUUACAGCUUCAAUUCCCACGGCUCCAUUAUCUCCAUCCUGGGCCUGGUUCUUCUCUCCUUGGGACUCUUCCUGUUAGCCUCCAGUGCCUUGUGCUGGAAGGUGAGACAAAGGGGCAAGAUAGCCAAGCGAAGAGAGAGUCAGACGGCUCUGGUGGUCAAUCAGAGAAGCUUGUUCGCUUAAGACAGAAGGAGACCAAAUGGGACGUGGGGCCUGAAAUCACCUGCUCUGACUUGCUUGGCCCAUUCAUUCAUCCUGGGCCUGGUUCUUCUCUCCUUGGAACCAUCCAGGGAGGGAAUGGCCCUGGCUUUGGGGCAGACUAGAAAAACAGAGGUGGGUGAAGCAGGAGGCUCCAUGGAGUCUUUGUUUGUGAGGAGUGACCUGUUUCCUUUAAUGUCUUCUUUGUGAAUGACUUCUUUAAUGACAAACUUAUUCCUAAGGGCUAUUUACUAAGAUGGAAGAAACAGCUUUCUCUUUGCGUUGAACACUUUGGUGGGAGGCACAGGCGAUACACAGCACUAGACAGCCUUUGGUUCCCUUGGAAAGCAGUCAAGGAAGGAUGAGAAAAUAAUGAGAGAGCGCUGGCACGGCAAACUGGGUGUCCUGGAGCGAUGAUUCACACUCCUUAAGACACUGUAAAUGAGAGAAAGGUCUACGUCGCCUUGGACUUCACAUCCACAUAGCACAUUCUGUGACAAUGUUUUUUCCAUAUGUUGGUUCUUUGGUGUUUCAUUUUUCACUCUCAGUAAGUCAUCACUGGUGGUACUUUACCUUGCAAAAUAAACUAAUAUUUUUUUAUAUUGUAACAUUGGACAGUUGUAGGUGAUUACAAGGAUGGAUCAGAAGUAAAAUAAAAAGUAUAGCUACUAGAUGAUGUGGGGGGUUAAAUUAAUAUUAAAAUAAUCCUGUAUAGCACUUUUGAUGAUUUUUAUAUAAAAAUUCAAUGUACAUCUUAUGCAGAAUAAUAAAUACUCAUUGCUGCUGAAAUUUUAAAAA
This is a messenger RNA of Cavia porcellus (domestic guinea pig), 1562 nucleotides long. RefSeq names its product transmembrane protein 100 (gene Tmem100). Lineage: Eukaryota; Metazoa; Chordata; Mammalia; Rodentia; Caviidae. Gene Ontology annotation, cellular component: plasma membrane. The transcript has 3 exons. Gene Ontology annotation, biological process: cellular response to BMP stimulus. Bases 345 to 749 code for a protein of 134 amino acids. The record is from RefSeq and is a predicted model, not a curated record.